CAUGAAUGAUGAUGCAUGGGUUUAUUAAUUUAUUACCAAUCCUUUGUUGACUUAUAUGUAUUGCUAAUGCUAUGGAGGCCAUAUAUAUUCCUUCUAUAGAAUCAGUUUUAGUAACAAUCAGUAGUCUUGAUUACGGUUUCAAGUUUCAAUCCAUCGGACAUAAAAUGGCAGGUGGUGUGAGAAGGAUUAAACUUGGAUCACAAGGUAUGGAGGUAUCAGCUCUCGGAUUAGGAUGCAUGAAUAUGACCAAUAGUGGCUUUGGACCGGCCAAGCCCAAGGAAGACAUGAUCAAACUCAUCCACCAUGCGAUCAACUCAGGCGUCACUCAUCUCGAUACCUCUGACUUCUACGGACCUCAAACUAACGAAAUCUUCAUUGGCAAGGCGUUGAAGGGAUUGGAAAGAGGAAAUGUGCAAUUGGCAACUAAAUUUGGGGUUAAGUCGUUGGAGGGAGACUGCGAUAUACGUGGUGAUCCAGAGUAUGUUAGGGCUUGUUGUGAAGCUAGUUUAAAACGACUUGAUGUUGAUUACAUUGAUUUGUAUUAUGUCCAUCGCGUUGACUCUCGUGUUCCAAUCGAGAUCACGAUGGGAGAGCUCAAGAAACUAGCUGAAGAGGGUAAAAUCAAGUAUAUAGGUCUAUCAGAGGCUUCACCUUCCACCAUUAGAAGAGCCCAUGCUGUUCAUCCCAUUACAGCUGUGCAAUUAGAGUGGUCACUUUGGACUAGAGUUCAUGAAGAGGAAGUAAUUCCAACUUGCAGAGAGUUAGGCAUUGGAAUUGUUCCGUAUAGUCCUCUCGGAAGCGGGUUUUUAGCUGCUGGUCCCAAGUUGGUUGAGCGCAUGCCAGAUGAAGAUUUUAGGAAGUCCUUUCCAAGAUUACAAGGAGAGAAUUUUAAACACAACCAGAUCUUGUUUGAUAAGAUUCAUGAAAUUGCACAGAAGAAAAAGUGCACCUCAUCUCAAUUGGCAUUAGCGUGGGUCCUUCACCAAGGGGAUGACCUGAGUCCCAUCCCAGGCACCUCAAAAAUGGAGAACUUUAACGAGAACAUUGGAGCUUUAUCCGUUAAACUCUCGCCGCAUGACAUGGUUGAGCUUGAAUCUAUAGCUUGAAUCUAUAGCUUCAGUUGAUGCUUUUAAGGGUAGUAGAUUACCUCCCACAAUCUUGGCUCUUUCAAACGUUGAGUCCAUGCCUUUGUCAUCAUGGAGAUAACUUUUGCAUAUAUGUACUCCCCUUUAUUCCGAAGUCAAAUAGUGAAUAAAUAUCAUGAAACAUUCAUGUUGUUGUAUAUCUUGUGUGUUUUUAGUAAUAAAAUUGUUUUGGAA
This is a messenger RNA of Helianthus annuus (common sunflower), 1319 nucleotides long. Its product is annotated as auxin-induced protein PCNT115. The record is from RefSeq and is a predicted model, not a curated record. Bases 72 to 1106 code for a protein of 344 amino acids. The transcript is spliced from 5 exons. Lineage: Eukaryota; Viridiplantae; Streptophyta; Magnoliopsida; Asterales; Asteraceae. Gene Ontology annotation, cellular component: cytoplasm.